CACAAACAAACGAACGAAGAAGGUCUUCCUUCUUGCUUUUUCUUGGCUUGGCUUGAUUGUUGGCGAUUGGUGAAUAAUUUCUUUGAAAUUUCGGCACCUUCGGCCGUUACACCAACGACGAUGACAACACGGCGACCAGCGGGUUCACUGGCUGCGCCGGUAUCGGGCAUGCAGCGCAACUUCCCGCUGACCGUCUCCGUGCUCUGGUCGCGCAUCCCGCAGGGUUCGCCAAGAGUUCUGAAGCUUGCAUCACCCACCGUGAAGAUCUCUGCAGCGACUGUGCAGGUGCUUGCACGUGAAGCCGAGUAUGCCGCAUCCUCGUUGGAUCGUGCAGGUGACGCCCCAUUUGAGGGCUUCAUCGCCGGUGACCUGGACUUCAAUGCCGCCGAGGCGUGCUUCGAAUUCCACGCUUCUCGCUUCGAUCCAGGCCGUCGCCUGAGCGACGGAUCCCUCGUCCCAGCAGUCCCCGUCACUGGCCAGACCAUGAUCCGCGUGCAUUCGAAACACCAGAGCCAGCGCGCUGUGUUCGCGCGUCUUUCAUCGCAGUAUGCCCAGCAGAUGCAAGGCGCCACCACCGUCUCCAGCGCCCUGUGCCCGGCAAUGGAAGUGGACGUGUCUGUGGUCAGCGACGGCGGCGCCUACGAGACAGCAUCUGCACGCCUCACAUGGCUUGCCAUCACACCAGCUGCCAAGUUCAAGGCUGUGCCGAUUCUCCCGCUGACGGUCGUGCGAACGGCGCUGUAUCAUCGCAUGUCCAUGCAUCAUGACGCCUUGCAGGAGUUUGAGAGCGGGUAUGUGACGCUGAACGAGCACCGCCACGCCAUUCUCGUCCUUGAGGACGAUCCAGCGGCCAAGUCAAUGCCGCUUGUCGGCGUGUACAUCACGGGUGUUGCGUCGGCCUCUCUGUCGGACCCGCGCGUGACGGCUGCGUGCAUCCGGUACGCUGCUGCGCGCCACUUGCAGCAGCGUGUGUACGUUGAUCGUGUGCACUUCCUGCUGUGCUUCCACACGCGUGUGGCUGGCGCGUCGCAGUGGCAGUGGUUUGAGGUCUGUGCACUCGCUGACGACGUCCUAGUCGGUGAUCGCGUCAUCGCAACGCACCAGACAACAAUGCAGACGGGCGAUUCCAGCACGCUGUCGCGCCGAGGAACAAUCGAGCUCUCGCUGUGUGCACCGUCUGCAUAUGAACAUGCCAGCGGCGACGGCAACAGCACCACCACCAGUGGCGUUGGCGGCAGUGCUGAUCGGCGUGAACAGGAGCUGUUGCAGUCGGAGAUGGAGGCUGUGGAUGCUGUUGAGAGUUCGCCCGUCGCAGCACCGCCACAAAUGGCGCGCAUACACGCGCGGGCACCCGUGUUUGCAUCGCAUGAGGACACGUUUGGUGGCAGCAGCUUGCUGGACCUGAGCGUCGACGCCGACCAACUGUCACACCGCCAGCACCAGCAGCGGGAAGUGGAGAGGCAAGGGGCGGUCGAUGUUGAUGCGGACACGCUGCGAGCAAUGCAGGCGAAAAUCGCCAGUCUUGAAGAGCACGUGCGGAUCCUGUCUGCACAAGCAUCAGGUCGUACAUCGGUCGCAUCAUUCGUCUCCUCGCAACUCGAGACUGCGGCCGAACGCGCACACCUUUCUUCCUCUUCCACGCACGUCUCCAACACCCCGACCCCAACACCCACCCGCAGCGGCAGCGCACAGGAAGGUACCUUCACCCGUGAUGAUGGAACUGGUGGUGACGAUGAUGGUGAUGAGGGCGACGCUGCGAGCAACGACCAGUUUGGUGAGCGCAGGGGUGCACAGCCAGUCAACACCAGCGAGCACGAUCGGGUGUCACUUCUUCUUGACAUCUCGCACAGCGGCGACGAGCCUGUCUUUGCUGGCGUUCAACAACAGCAGCAAGAGCAGCAAGAGCAGCAAGAGCAGCAGGAGCAGCAGGAGCAGCAAGAGCAGCAAGAGCAAAACAGCGACAUGGCUGACCACCGUGAUGUUGAUCAAGGUCAGCAACGGUAUCAGACGCAACAGAAGCAGAAGCAGAAGCAGAAGCGGAAGCACCGCCGCUCUUCGUCCCAUGGCGCAGGGCUGAGUGAUGUCUCCAUCACCCUUCUUGAGGACAAACUGCGGCAAUUUCUGGACAUAUCCGCGUGCACACAAUCGUCUCAGCCGCCAUCAUCCCUGUCCACGGGCGCAGAGGAAAUGCAAUCCCUGCAUUCGCAGCGUGUGGGUGGUGCACACAGCCCAGCAGACGGCCGGGGUUGCGCUGUACGUCAGGAGACACCCGUGUUCAGCCCUCUUCACGACGUCACUUCCCGUGUUGCUUCUCCUCACAACACACUGUCCCGCGCUGCUGUGCAUGCACCGCGGCAAAAGCUUUCGGUGCACGGCGAUGCAGCAAAGCCACGUGGUGUCAUCGGGGCAAACACGGAAACACGCACGAGCAACGCGAACACACGCGCGCAUGAAACAGCAGCACUGCCAGCACAGCGCGCAGCGGGGAAGAAGGCGGUGGCUGGUGACAAGCGACACGGUCUUCGUGUUGUGACGAACCAGCAGCAGUGGACCCAGGGCGGCAGAGCAACAGCAGCGGAGGCGAAGCAGGUCACGUCUGCACGCUCGUUGAGAGAAGAGGCGGAUGCGAUUGUGCGCCGGUACACCCAGCAGCAGCGCUGGUGAUGGCAAGGAGCACUUCUCAAUGUGGGGUGUUCUCUUGCUUGUCCUGUUUCGUCCAUGUUGGUAUGCGCAGUUUUGUAGUUGCACAGCGAUUGAUUGGUUCGGCGCACGUUCAGCCGUUUUGUUUACAUGCUUUCCAUAAACGAUGAUGAUGAUGGUGA
Messenger RNA from Salpingoeca rosetta, 2822 nucleotides. RefSeq lists its product as uncharacterized. Gene Ontology annotation, cellular component: centriole; centrosome. NCBI's taxonomy places the organism in Eukaryota, Choanoflagellata, Craspedida, Salpingoecidae. The coding region runs from base 121 to 2664 and encodes 847 amino acids. The transcript is spliced from 11 exons. The record is from RefSeq and is a predicted model, not a curated record. Gene Ontology annotation, biological process: protein localization to centrosome; smoothened signaling pathway; mitotic spindle organization.